AGCAAAGAGAGAGAGAGAGAGAGAGGAAGGAGUAGAUCAGGGUAUAAAGAGGAGAGAAGAAGUUUCCAUCGAGAAAGGAGAAGCUUUUCGUAGUCGCCGUCGUCGUCACUGGUGGUGAUGGGGUGCUGCAAUUCCUCCCUCCUGCCAGAGAACCACCCGGUGGAGAAGCGGAGCCACCAGAGCCUGCAGCAGCAGCAGCGCCGUCCGUCCUUGUCGCUUCAGGCGGCGGUCGAGGGCAGCGGGCGAGAGGUGCCGGCCUUCGCGCAGUUCUCGCUUGCGGAGCUCAAGGCGGCGACCAACGGGUUCAACCCGCAGAACGCCGUCUCGGAGAGCGGCGACAAGGCCCCUAAUGUCGUCUACAAGGGCCGGUUGCAGAGCCGCCGGUGGAUCGCCGUCAAGAAGUUCGCCAGAACCGCAUGGCCCGAUCCCAAGCAGUUCGCUGAGGAGGCGUCGGGAGUGGGGAAAUUGAGGCACAGGAGGCUGGCGAAUUUGAUCGGAUACUGUUGCGAUGGCGAAGAGAGGCUUCUUGUGGCCGAGUAUAUGCCCAAUGACACCCUUGCUAAGCAUCUCUUCCACUGGGAAAAACAAACUAUUGAAUGGGCCAUGCGUUUGAGGGUUGCUUUCUAUAUUGCUGAAGCCUUGGAGUAUUGUAGCAGUGAGGGACGGCCACUAUAUCACGACCUAAAUGCCUACAGAGUCCUUUUUGACGAGGAUGGUGAUCCUCGGCUUUCUUGUUUUGGUCUUAUGAAAAACAGCCGGGAUGGGAAAAGUUAUAGCACAAACCUGGCAUACACACCUCCAGAAUAUUUAAGAAAUGGGAGAGUAACUCCAGAGAGUGUCAUAUUUAGCUUUGGCACUGUCCUUUUGGAUCUUCUCAGUGGAAAGCGCAUUCCUCCAAGUCAUGCUCUUGACAUGAUAAGAGGUAAAAACAUCUUAGGCUUAAUGGAUUCACACUUGGAGGGAAAUUUCUCAAUGGAAGAGGCAACAACACUGGUUGACCUUGCUUCUCAGUGCCUACAAUACGAACCUAGGGAUCGACCCAACACAAAGAUGCUGGUGGCAACACUUGGUCCAUUGCAAACCAAAUCAGAGGAACCAUCUUAUGUUAUGUUGGGUAUUGAAAAGCAUGAAGAGGCCCCUCCAGCUCCUCAGCAACCUCUUUCACCAAUGGGGGAAGCCUGCUCCAGAAUGGACCUUACUGCCAUCCAUCAGAUUCUAGUAAUGGCACACUAUAGAGAUGAUGAAGUAACUAAUGAGUUAUCAUUUCAGGAGUGGACACAGCAGAUGAGGGAUAUGCUGGAAGCAAGGAAGCGAGGGGAUUUUGCCUUCCGUGAUAAAGAUUUUAAGACUGCAAUCGAGUGUUACUCUCAGUUCAUAGAUGUGGGAACAAUGUUCUCACCUACAGUCUAUGCAAGGCGAAGUCUGUGCCAUCUCAUGUGUGAUCAAGCCGAUGCUGCUCUACGGGAUGCGAUGCAGGCACAAUGUCUCUACCCCGAUUGGCCCACCGCUUUCUAUAUGCAAGCAGUUGCCCUGGCCAAGCUGAACAUGCAGGGGGACUCCCUCGACAUGUUGCAGGAGGCCACGGCUCUAGAAGAGAAGAGGCAGAAAAGUGGUAGAGGUCCAUAAUGCACCUCUGCAUGUUGUACUUGUAUCUUGUCCCCAUCACUUGGUUGCUGAUUUGAGUUUAGCCAUCAUGUGAAAUCUGUGAUUGUGGUGCCAUGGGAAGAUGUAUUAUAGGGAAAGUGCUUUGGUUCAAUCAGUGCAUUUGGUUUCCCAUUGCCUGGUGUAUUCUUUGGCCCAAUCAUUUCCUGGUUGAUUUUUUUUACCUUUAUGUUUCUUUGGUUGUUACAUUCCAAUUUGGACCAAGGAUCGAUAUCCGAUGAUAUAAAUCGUACCAGUGUCUA
Messenger RNA from Musa acuminata subsp. malaccensis (wild Malaysian banana), 1904 nucleotides. The record is from RefSeq and is a predicted model, not a curated record. NCBI's taxonomy places the organism in Eukaryota, Viridiplantae, Streptophyta, Magnoliopsida, Zingiberales, Musaceae.